Molecule: messenger RNA, 1539 nt
Organism: Dentiscutata erythropus
Lineage: Eukaryota; Fungi; Glomeromycota; Glomeromycetes; Diversisporales; Gigasporaceae
Source: the annotation of a GenBank genome assembly
AUGACAAGUGUAAUCGCCUCUCGUCUCCCCCCAGAAAUACUUCAAGAUAUAUUCAAAUAUAAUGUCGAGAUCAAAAACCAUCAUGCACGUUAUAAAAGUCUAUUUGAAACAUGCCUUUUAGUAAAUCGUUAUUGGAGCAUGAAUGCUAUUUCAAUCAUAUGGGAGGAUCCUUUAAAUACUUGCGUAGGCAAAGAAAAGUCUUUAGAAAAAAUCCUCAAAGUGUAUAUCUCAAAUCUUCCAAAAAUAUCAAAGUCGUUAUUAAAAAAUUCCGAGAACCAGUUCGAAAUUUCCUUAAAACAACCUACGUUCAACUAUGCAUCCUUUUUACAAAAGCUCGAAUUACAAGGCCUUUAUGAAGCCAUCAAUCGACUCAUACUCCAUAAAGCAUGUUACAGUAAAAGUUCAAACAAAAAAACUACAAAACAGCGUAUUGGCCUAUUACAAGAACUAGUCAAACUUUUCGUUUCUGAAAGUCCCAAAUUAACUUACCAAAUUAACAUGAACUCAAUUAAAUGGGAUGAAUCAAUUCAAUUUGAAAGUUUACUUGGCAUUAUUCCUUAUAAUUCUACUCUUGACAGACUUUCUUGUUUUACGAGUCAUGCUCCAGAAGUUUACCUUAAAAUUUCAAAAAUUUUUUCUGAAAUAAAUGAUUUACAAAUUUCUUGUGUUUGGAAUGAUUCUUUUAAUUGGAAUGAUAACACAGCACUGGUUUCUUUAAUCAAUACGUUAUCAACAUCACCUUUAAAAUUAACCUUAAAUAGAUGUUCAGAACCGAUACCACAAAUCACUAAUUCGCUUAGAUAUAAACUAAAUAAUAUAACAUCUUUGAUUAUCUAUGAACGCGGAUCCAUUCCGUUGGAAACUUUUCAAGAGUGCACUAGAUUAAAAUUAUUUAGAUUGAAAUUGGAUAAUUUUGAACAUUAUUACGAUGAUGAUGCCAAAAAGGAUGCGGAUGAAUUAAAGGAUAUCAUAAAAUAUAAAUCACUAAAUAAUCUCGAUGAAUUUGAUUUAUGUCAACUUGCGGUGAAUAACCAACAUAUUUCAAGCGUACUUCAAAAUACGAACAAUAACCUUAAAGUGCUAAAAAUGAAAUGGAUUAAGUCGAUUGAUCCAGAGAACGAGGAAUUGCCGUUUAAGUCAAUUACAGAGAAUUGUACAAUGUUGAAGGAAUUAGUAAUUUCGUUAACUGCAUCCACAGUAAAGUAUUUUCCAACAUGCAUUCGUACGCUUACACGUCUACAAAAUUUAACAGUGGAACGAUAUGAAGAUGAUCAAUUAUUAGAAGAAGAUAUGUGUAUUUGGGCGGAAGCUUUUGGUAAAAAUAUUCCAUUAUCCAUAAAAGUACUUUCAUUAGAUAAAAAUUUAAAUCUGAACAAUGAAGCAUUUGAUAAAUUUCUUUGUCGAUGCUAUAGCAGAGGUAUAAACAAUUUGCACUUGAUAAUAAAUAGAUUGAGAAUUAUUCACCUAGAUGAAAAAAUUAAAGAAACACUACAGAAUUAUGUUCAGUCGGGAACUUUGAGUUCAGAAAUAAAUUCAUAA